Messenger RNA from Gorilla gorilla gorilla (western lowland gorilla), 5449 nucleotides. RefSeq names its product NPHS1 adhesion molecule, nephrin (gene NPHS1). The coding region runs from base 638 to 4363 and encodes 1241 amino acids. Gene Ontology annotation, molecular function: cell adhesion molecule binding. The transcript has 29 exons. Lineage: Eukaryota; Metazoa; Chordata; Mammalia; Primates; Hominidae. Gene Ontology annotation, cellular component: cell-cell junction; plasma membrane. Gene Ontology annotation, biological process: cell-cell adhesion. The record is from RefSeq and is a predicted model, not a curated record.
UCAAGCUGGGUCAGAGAGCAGGGCUGACUGCCAGUGCCUGCAUCAGCCUCAUCGCUCUCCUGGGCUCCUGGCCUGCUGGACUCUGGGCUGCAGGUCCUUCUUGAAAGGCUGUGAGUAGUGAGACAAGGAGCAGGAGUGAGGGGUGGCAGGAGAGAAGAUAGAGAUUGAGAGAAAGAGAGAGAGAGAGAGACAGAGAGAGAGGAAGAGACAGAGACAAAAGGAGAGAGAACGGCUUAGACAAGGAGAGAAAGAUGGAAAGAUAAAGAGACUGGGCGCAGUGGCUCACGCCUGUAAUCCCAACACUUGGGGAGGCCAAGGUGGGAGGAUGGCUUGAGGGAAAGAGUCUGAGAUCAACCUGGCCAACAUAGUGAGACCCUGUCUCUAAAAAAAAAAAGAAAAAAAGUUUUUUUAAAGAGACAGAGAAAGAGACUCAGAGAUUGAGACUGAGAGCAAGACAGAGAUAGACACUCACAGGGAAGAGGGGAAGAGGAAAACGAGAAAGGGAGGAGAGUAACGGAAAGAGAGAUAAAAAAGAAAAGCAGGUGGCAGAGACACAGAGAGAGGGACCCAGAGAAAGCCAGACAGACGCAGGUGGCUGGCAGCGGGCGCUGGGGGGGUCACAGUAGGGGGACCUGUGAUGGCCCUGGGGACGACGCUCAGGGCUUCUCUUCUGCUCCUGGGGCUGCUGACUGAAGGCCUGGCGCAGUUGGCGAUUCCUGCCUCCGUUCCCCGGGGCUUCUGGGCCCUGCCCGAAAACCUGACAGUGGUGGAGGGGGCCUCAGUGGAGCUGCGUUGUGGGGUCAGCACCCCUGGCAGUGCGGUGCAAUGGGCCAAAGAUGGGCUGCUCCUGGGCCCCGACCCCAGGAUCCCAGGCUUCCCGAGGUACCGCCUGGAAGGGGACCCUGCUAGAGGUGAAUUCCACCUGCACAUCGAGGCCUGUGACCUCAGCGAUGACGCGGAGUAUGAGUGCCAGGUCGGCCGCUCUGAGACGGGGCCCGAGCUCGUGUCUCCCAGAGUGAUCCUCUCCAUCCUGGUUCCUCCCAAGCUGCUCCUGCUGACCCCAGAGGCAGGCACCAUGGUCACCUGGGUAGCUGGGCAGGAGUACGUGGUCAGCUGUGUGUCUGGGGACGCGAAGCCAGCACCUGACAUCACCAUUCUCCUGAGUGGACAGACAAUAUCCGACAUCUCUGCAAACGUGAACGAGGGCUCCCAGCAGAAACUCUUCACUGUGGAGGCCACAGCCAGGGUGACACCCCGGAGCUCGGAUAAUAGGCAGUUGCUGGUCUGUGAGGCGUCUAGCCCAGCACUGGAGGCCCCCAUCAAGGCCUCAUUCACCGUGAAUGUUCUGUUCCCUCCAGGACCCCCUGUCAUCGAGUGGCCAGGCCUGGAUGAGGGGCACGUGCGAGCAGGACAGAGCUUGGAGCUGCCGUGUGUGGCCCGAGGGGGGAAUCCCUUAGCCACACUGCAGUGGCUGAAGAAUGGCCAGCCGGUGUCCACAGCGUGGGGCACAGAGCACACCCAGGCAGUGGCCCGCAGUGUGCUGGUGAUGACCGUGAGGCCAGAAGACCAUGGAGCGCAGCUCAGCUGCGAGGCCCACAACAGUGUGUCUGCAGGGACCCAGGAGCACGGCAUCACACUGCAGGUCACCUUUCCCCCUAGUGCCAUUAUUAUCUUGGGAUCUGCAUCCCAGACUGAGAACAAGAACGUGACACUCUCCUGUGUCAGCAAGUCCAGUCGCCCGCGGGUCCUGCUACGAUGGUGGCUGGGCUGGCGGCAGCUGCUGCCCAUGGAGGAGACAGUCAUGGAUGGACUGCAUGGCGGUCACAUCUCCAUGUCCAACCUGACAUUCCUGGCGCGGCGGGAGGACAACGGUCUGACCCUCACGUGUGAGGCCUUCAGUGAAGCCUUCACCAAGGAGACCUUCAAGAAGUCGCUCAUCCUGAACGUAAAAUAUCCCGCCCAGAAACUGUGGAUUGAGGGUCCCCCAGAGGGGCAGAAGCUCCGGGCUGGGACCCGGGUGAGGCUGGUGUGUUUGGCUAUCGGGGGCAACCCAGAGCCCUCCCUCAUGUGGUACAAGGACUCGCGCACCGUGACCGAGUCGCGGCUGCCGCAGGAGUCGCGGCGCGUGCAUCUCGGCAGCGUGGAGAAAUCUGGGAGCACCUUCUCCCGAGAGCUGGUGCUGGUCACAGGGCCGUCGGACAACCAGGCCAAGUUCACGUGCAAGGCUGGACAGCUCAGCGCGUCCACGCAGCUGGCGGUGCAGUUUCCCCCAACUAACGUGACGAUCCUGGCCAACGCAUCCGCACUGCGCCCGGGGGACGCCUUAAACUUGACAUGCGUCAGCGUCAGCAGCAAUCCGCCGGUCAACUUGUCCUGGGAUAAGGAAGGGGAGAGGCUGGAGGGCGUGGCCGCCCCACCCCGGAGAGCCCCAUUCAAAGGCUCCGCCGCUGCCAGGAGCGUCCUUCUGCAAGUGUCAUCCCGCGAUCAUGGCCAACGCGUGACCUGCCGCGCCCACAGCGCCGAGCUCCGCGAAACCGUGAGCUCCUUCUAUCGCCUCAACGUGCUGUACCGUCCAGAGUUCCUGGGGGAGCAGGUGCUGGUGGUGACCGCGGUGGAGCAGGGCGAGGCGUUGCUGCCCGUGUCCGUGUCCGCUAACCCCGCCCCCGAGGCCUUCAACUGGACCUUCCGCGGCUAUCGCCUCAGUCCAGCGGGCGGCCCCCGGCAUCGCAUCCUGUCCAGCGGGGCUCUGCAUCUGUGGAAUGUGACCCGCGCGGACGACGGCCUCUAUCAGCUGCACUGCCAGAACUCCGAGGGCACCGCGGAAGCGCUGCUGCGGCUGGACGUGCACUAUGCUCCCACCAUCCGUGCCCUCCAGGACCCCACUGAGGUGAACGUCGGGGGUUCUGUGGACAUAGUCUGCACUGUUGAUGCCAAUCCCAUCCUCCCAGGCAUGUUCAGCUGGGAGAGACUGGGAGAAGAUGAGGAGGACCAGAGCCUGGAUGACAUGGAGAAGAUAUCCAGGGGACCCACAGGGCGCCUGCGGAUUCACCAUGCCAAACUGGCCCAGGCUGGCGCUUACCAGUGCAUUGUGGACAAUGGGGUGGCGCCUCCAGCACGACGGCUGGUCCGUCUUGUUGUCAGAUUUGCCCCCCAGGUGGAGCACCCCACUCCCCUAACUAAGGUGGCUGCAGCUGGAGACAGCACCAGUUCUGCCACCCUCCACUGCCGUGCCCGAGGUGUCCCCAACAUCGUUUUCACUUGGACAAAAAACGGGAUCCCUCUGGAUCUCCAAGAUCCCAGGUACACGGAGCACAUAUACCACCAGGGUGGUGUCCACAGCAGCCUCCUGACCAUUGCCAACGUGUCUGCCGCCCAGGAUUACGCCCUCUUCACAUGUACAGCCACCAACGCCCUUGGCUCGGACCAAACCAACAUUCAACUUGUCAGCAUCAGCCGCCCUGACCCUCCAUCAGGAUUAAAGGUUGUGAGUCUGACCCCACACUCCGUGGGGCUGGAGUGGAAGCCUGGCUUUGAUGGGGGCCUGCCACAGAGGUUCUGCAUCAGGUAUGAGGCCCUGGGGACUCCAGGGUUCCACUAUGUGGAUGUCCUACCACCCCAGGCCACCACCUUCACGCUGACUGGUCUACAGCCUUCUACAAGAUACAGGGUCUGGCUGCUGGCCAGUAAUGCCUUGGGGGACAGUGGACUGGCUGACAAAGGGACCCAGCUUCCCAUCACUACCCCAGGUCUCGACCAGCCUUCUGGAGAACCUGAAGACCAGCUGCCCACAGAGCCACCUUCAGGACCCUCGGGGCUGCCCCUGCUGCCUGUGCUGUUCGCUCUUGGGGGGCUUCUGCUCCUCUCCAAUGCCUCCUGUGUCGGGGGGGUCCUCUGGCAGCGGAGACUCAGGCGUCUUGCUGAGGGCAUCUCAGAGAAGACAGAGGCAGGGUCAGAAGAGGACCGAGUCAGGAACGAAUAUGAAGAGAGCCAGUGGACGGGAGAGCGGGACACUCGGAGCUCCACGGUCAGCACAACAGAGGCAGAGCCGUAUUACCGCUCCCUGAGGGACUUCAGCCCCCAGCUGCCCCCGACGCAGGAGGAGGUGUCUUAUUCCCGAGGUUUCACAGGUGAAGAUGAGGAUAUGGCCUUCCCUGGGCACUUGUAUGAUGAGGUAGAAAGAACGUACCCCCCAUCUGGAGCCUGGGGACCCCUCUACGAUGAAGUGCAGAUGGGCCCCAGGGACCUCCGCUGGCCUGAAGACACAUAUCAGGAUCCAAGAGGAAUCUAUGACCAGGUGGCGGGAGACUUGGACACUCUGGAACCCGAUUCUCUGCCCUUCGAGCUGAGGGGACAUCUGGUGUGAGAGCCCUCUCAACCCCCUUGUCCUGCACCUGCAGGAAUUUACACUCCACUGGUCCCUCUCAUUACAGCUUGGGCUGAGCUGGUUAGGUGAGCUCCAUUAAAACCCAAAGGGACUUGGUGUCAGGGGAGGACAUGGAGGGGGCUGAGUGACAGAAGACGGUUCAGCUGGUACCAGAGUAGAAACAAGGUGCAUCCUGGGGUUGGCUUUAGAAACUAAACUUCUCCAAAAGGACAGGGCAGAUUGUAAAUGUCGUCUCAAAAAUGAAAUGCUGCCGGGUGCGGUGGCUCAUGCCUAUAAUCUCAGCACUUUGCGAGGCUGAGGCGGGUGGAUCACCUGAGGUCAGGAGUUCGAGACCAGCCUGGCCAACAUGGUAAAACUACAUUUCUACUAAAAAUAUAAAAAAUUAGCCAGGAGUAGUGGCAUAUGCCUGUAGUCCCAGCUACUUGGGAGGCUGAUGCAUGAGAAUCGCUUGAACCCAGGAGGCGGAGGUUGCAGUGAGCUGAGAUCACGCCACUGCACUCCAGCCUGGGCGACAGAGCGAGAUUCUGUCUCGAAAAAUAAAAAUAAAAUAAAAAUAAAAAGUAAAAUGCUAUUCUGAGGGUCCCUAAGUGCUUCAUGAAGUAAAGUUUUCAGAAGUGGGGAAAGACAUAUUAAAAACUCUGUUCAUUUUGCAUUCCAUGACGUCUGAAAUAGCUAAUAAUAAGUGGAAUUUAUGAACCCAUGUUGUAUCCUACCUAUUAUUUUAUUAUUUCCGACAGUUAUCUAACACAGGAGGCAUAAACUAUGACACAUGUAAACAUAAGUAUGCUCUAUAAGCAUUAAAAUAAACAGACAAUCAAAAGAAGCUAGAGGAAAAGAAUAUGUACUGUGUGUGUGCUUUCGUUUAUAGAAAUUCUAAAAUAGGCAAAACCAAUCUACGGUGGCAGAGAGCACAGCAGAGGUUUCCUGGGGCCAUGAGAGGAGGGUUGACUGCAAAAAGGCAUGGGAGAACUUUCUGAGGUGUUGGAAAUAUUCUAUAUAACGAUUGUGGUGGUGGUUGCACGGGCGCACAGAUUUGUCAAAACUCAUUGAACUUUACACUUAAGA